Gavialis gangeticus (Gharial) is the source of this 1936-nucleotide messenger RNA. RefSeq names its product clarin 3 (gene CLRN3). The transcript has 3 exons. The coding region runs from base 122 to 808 and encodes 228 amino acids. The record is from RefSeq and is a predicted model, not a curated record. NCBI's taxonomy places the organism in Eukaryota, Metazoa, Chordata, Crocodylia, Gavialidae.
UACAAAGAACGAGAUCCAAAGUUUCUAGCAGCAGGGCAGGGAACAGUCUCAAGAUUUAAAGGACUAAGGAAAUAAGAAAAAAAUAUCCCGAAUCCCAAGAAAAACACUUCUUUGAGACAAAAUGCCAUCCAGGAAAAAAACGUUGAUGUUUGCAGCUGCCUUCUUUACUAGUAUUUGGUCUUUUGUGAUCGUCUGCCUCGUUCUUGCAACCAAACACUGGGCAUCAAGUGAGGUUACCUUUUCCCAAGAAAAUUCAAGCUCUGUUACCGUAACCAUUGCAUUUGGAAUUUUCAAAGGUGCAUGCUCACAGACUAUAACUGGUGGAGUUCAGAUGUCAGCAACAACUUUCCAAGUUUUAGAUAAAUUGGAUAAUGUGGAAGCAAGAAGUGUGAACAUUGUGAUCAUCUUCCUCCUGAUUCUCAGUUUGUUCAGCUCCCUUCUGAGUUCUGGAUUUACGUGUAGUAACACUGUAUGUAAUCCCUAUCAGACUUUUUUGGGGCCUAUUGGAAUCUACACCUGGAAUUCCCUAAAUGGCAUCUUCAUUCUUCUAGCCAUGAUAUUAUUUGCAGUGAAUAUAGAGGCAAACAAGCUGUCAGUAAAGUUGGCUUCAAAAUGUACAUCUUCUACAAAUGGAUAUGAAAAGUCCACCAGUAAUUAUGGAUACUCAUACUGGAUCAUGCUGCUUAUCCUUCUUUUGAAUGUCGCCACUGUCAUCAUUAUAUUUUUCUAUCACCAUGCAAGAUACUCUGAGAAAAAAGAGCAGGAAAGACCCAUAGAAAAUGCACCAAAAGAUGGUAUUUUGUUUUAAAGAUGUCAAGUCUUUUAAGUUAAAUAUGACGUGGAAGAAAAUUUAAUUUGGACAGUGAGAACUGAUCAUUUAAACUCCAAAAUUGCACUAUUUUUUGGUUCAUUGUACUAAACAACUGAUGUCUUUAGUACUCAUUGAUUGAAGGCAGCAACUUAAUGUAGCAAAAUAGUGAUCCCAGGGUAUUUCAGUUGUCUGUGGAUCCUUUAAGGAUGAGCUUUGUAUAGCUCUCUUCUGCUCCCUUACAGGAGUCCCUUACAGGGAAGUGGGCAGCAAAACGGUAACGAACACAGGGACUCAGUUUUAGGGCAGGGGCUUCCAGGAAAUGUUAUUCCAAGUCUAUACCAUCUUGCAGCCGAAUAAACCCUACUGAAACACUCUGCACGUGCUCCACAACCUUCCCAGAAGCUCUUCUGACUUACAAUGAGGAAUGAAUGAACUGCCCUUAUCUGGCACAAGUAUCAGAAAGGCAUAAAAAAGACAAAAGGUAGGGCAGGUGGCUCCUUACAGACUCACUGGUUCAGACAAGCAAAAGAUUUUCUAGGCAACAGCCUGCCUGGUCAGAUGUAGAGAAAGGAGGCAUAAAGAUAUUAAAAUACUAUUUCUACAUUUUGACUACAGGCUCAGUUAGAAACAACCGUUUCUAUUGUUCCUGGGCCAUUGUUUUCAAUUAUAGAGUCAUUCUAAAUCUGAAAGCUCAAACAGUCAAAAAAAACUAAGAUUUCCUGUGAUGCAGAGGAAAAGGUUCUGGGGCAUCUGUGCUUUGUUCUCCACUGCAGUCAUUGCUAUUUUCCCUUCUUGUCUUGUAUUUCAUUGACUCUCCUCUUUAUAAAGUACUCACUUUCACACUGCUGCUCAUUGCCUAAAAGUUGUCUUUGGUUACUUUAUUCUGAACUAUGGGCUCACUUCUUGUUAACUAUUCACUGCAUGAACCUAGUUACUAUGUAAGAUGUUGCCAGUUUCAUAUAAAUCCUCCCACAGCAUAGUGUCAGAAAGGCCCAUUCUGCUGCAGCUGCUAUCUCAUAUCUAGAAUGACUUUAUACACAUUUUUAGUUUGCACAAUGACAAUAUGCUAAAGGGAUGUAAUGCAAUUGUAAACAAGAAGGAAGAUGACAUGCAAAUAUAAGUGAG